AUGGAUCUGGAGGAGCUGGGGUCGUGCGCUGCUGGGCGUGCUGCUGGGCGUGCAUCGGCAGGGGCGCGCGCGUGCAGGGUAGUGGGGCUAAGCGAGUUCGCCGCUGCUGCAUCAGCUGAGGCGCUAGGACAGGGACGUGCAGUGGCGCAGCGGGGCACCAAGUGCAGUGCUGAGUGCAGUGGGGUGUGCAGCACGCGUGGCAAGCCCCUGUCCCUCUACAACCCCCUCUGCGACCCGCCCUUCCCAGCAUGGCUCAAGGUGGAAGCAAAGCAGCAGGCCAGGCGGUGGCAGGAGCGCGCAGGGAGGGGGGUUAACGGCGAGGGAGGCGAGAUGCUGGUGUGGGAGCACUGGGAGGAAGCAGGGGUGGAGGGAGAAGGAGGGUUGGGGGGAGAGUGGGGGUUGGAGGGAGAAGUGGAUGUGGCAGGUGACGGUAGUGAUGGUGACGGUAGUGAUGGUGACAGUAGUGAUGGUGACGGUAGUGAUGGUGACGGUAGUGAUGGUGACAGGGGCAACAGUGCAGGAGCUAGUGCGGAGGAGGCAGAGGGUCAGCCGGGGAAGGGGCGGAGGAGAAGGAGCAGGAAGGUGAUGUGGGUGGCGCCCAGGAGUCUAGAGGAGCUGAGAAUGGUGCUGCUGACGUCAAGGCACGGAGGGAGCAGUGACGAGGGGAUAGGAACAGACGAGGAGGGAGGAGCAGGUGGGAGCAGCAGCAAGGAGGAGCAGGGCGAGCAAAGUGCAGGAGGAUCAGCAGCUAUCCCUCGGGGCGAUUGUGAGAGUGAGUGGGGCGAGGUGCGGCUGGUGGCGGGCAGCACGGCGGCGGGUGUGUAUCCUGACCUCGCGCGCUGUGACGCCCUGGCGCGUAUCACUCUCGUGGACGUCAAGGGACGGCCGGAGUUGCAACGCGUGGCGUGGGAGGCGGGGCCUGCUGGGGAGGACGAUGAGGGGGGUGAGAGGGGAGGGGGUGGAGAGGGUGGAGAGGGUGAAGCAGCAGGGAAGGAGCGUGUGAUGGGGAUUAGGUUCGGUGCGUCUGUGACUCUAUCGGAUGUGAUUGCAGUGCUGGAGGCCGUGUCGGGGAAGGUUGCCGCUGGUGGCUCUGCUGAUGCAGACUACAGAGGCCUUGUCAUCCACGGCUGGGAUGACGCCAACGGGACAGCACCACCAGCAGCAGCAGCGGCGGCGGCGGCGGCGGCGGCAGCAGUUUUCUCGCGAGUGGCGGCACACGUGAGGAGGGUGGCGGGGCCGCAUGUGCGCAACGCUGCCAGCAUCGGGGGCAACCUUGUGCUGGCUGCGUCUCGCCGCGCCUUCCCCUCCAAUGUUGCCACUCUGCUGCUGGCCCUCCAUGCCUCUGUGCGCACCACCACUCCCUCCCCCACCCCCUCCCCCUCCACAUCUCUCACAUGCAGCCUGGGCUUCAGCAGGAGCGUGCUGGGUGCAGGCAACACAGCAGGCAGCGAUGGGUGGGUGUGGAAGGACCUCCCACUUGAGGAAUUUCUUCACCGCUCCGAUCUCCCUCCCACCACUCUCCUGCAAUCCGCCUUCCUGCCCUGCCCCGGGCCCUUUCCCCCCCCUUCCUCCUCGCCCUCCUCUACCGCUCCUCAGCUUGUGUUUGACUCCUUCCGCGCCUUUGCCCACCCCUCUGGCAACGCCUAUGCGUAUGUCAAUGCUGCCUUCCUCCUCCACAUUUCCCCCUCUUCCCUUCCACACCCUUCCUCCUCCUCCACCUCCUCCUCCUCUUCUUCUUCCCCUCCCCCGCCCCCCACCAUCCUCUCCGCCCGCCUGGUCUUCGGCGCCUUCAACGGCCCGCACGCCAUCAGAGCUCGCCGUGCCGAGGCCUGUCUGCUGGCACCCAAUGGUGUGCUGACAUGUGGUAGCAUGCUGGCAGCGAUAAGGGCGGUGAGGGAGGAGGUGGUGCCCGCUGAGGGCACGCAGUGGGUGCAGUACCGCGUGGAGGUGGCCGUGGGCUUCCUCUUCUCCUUCCUCUCCCGCCUCCUGCUGCACCCGUACCUGCCGCACCCCACCCUGCCCCACACCACCCUGCCCCACACCACCCUGCCCCACACCACCCUGCCCCACACCACCCUGCCCCACACCGACCUGCACCACCCGUGCCUGUCCCACACCAGCCUGCCCCAGGCGGACCUGCCAAGGAAGAGCAUUGAGAAUGGGGAUGGCGCAGUGGGUGGCAGCAACACACGCUGCCCUGGGGAGGUUGGUGGCGCUGCUGGGGCUGAUGGUGGCGCUUCUGCUGGUGCUGCCAGCACUGAUGGAGCGCAUGGCAGCAGCGGGCAGCAGCACGUGGUGAUGAGGGGCCGGCAGGUGUUCAGCGUCACCACGGACGUCGCUCCUCUCGCCCUGCCCCUGCCCAAGCUGGGCGCCGACCUGCAGGCCACAGGCCAUGCCAGGUAUGUAGACGACAUGCCAGCACCAGCCGCCUGUCUCUACGCCGCCUUUGCAGUGGCCACACACCCUUGUGCGCGCAUCACUGCUCGCUGGUACGCCGCUGCACUCGCCUCCCCGGGGGUUGAGGCGGUACUGGACGCCUCGCACCUGCCACCCGGGGGUGCCAACGUUGCCUCACUGCUUGUGGGGGCCGCGGACACACUGUUUGCUCACGACAGCACGGAGUUUCAUGGCCAACCUGUGGCCCUCGUCGGUCCCCUUGUGACAAUAGAGCAGGCGGAGGCAGAGGGGGCCUUCCUCCCUCUCCACCCCGCCUUCCUCAACUGCCUGCCUCGUCGAGGAAACUUCCAGGAAGCCUUCGACAAGAGCCCGUUGAAGAUCAGCGGAGAGGUGAGGAUGGCACGGCUCAUGUGGAUGGCCUGUGGCUCAUGUGGUGAGGAUGGCAUGGCUCAUGCGGUGAGGAUGGCAUGGCUCAUGCGUGAGGAUGGCAUGGCUCAUGCGGUGAGGAUGGCAUGUGGCUCAUGUGGUGAGGAUGGCAUGUGGCUCAUGUGUGAGGAUGGCAUGGCUCAUGCGGUGAGGAUGGCAUGUGGCUCAUGUGGUGAGGAUGGCAUGUGGCUCAUGUGGAUGGCAUGUGGCUCAUGCGGUGAGGAUGGCAUGGCUCAUGUGGUGAGGAUGGCAUGUGGCUCAUGCGGUGAGGAUGGCAUGUGGCUCAUGUGGCUCACAACAGCACUUCUACUUGGAGCCGUGCGGUCAGGCUCACAACAGCACUUCGACUUGGAGCCGCAAGCUGCACUGGCAGUACCAGACAAGGGGGGCAGCAUGACGGUGCACAGUGCCACGCAGAGCCUCGAGCACACGCAGCAGGCCGUGGCCCUCGCCCUGGGGCUGCCCCUCUCCUGCGUGCGCGUCGUCACCCGCUGCCUUGGCGGCGCGUUCGGUGGCAAGUCCAUUCAGGCCAGCCUUGUGGCGGUGGCGUGUGCGCUGGCAGCGCAGCGACUGCAGCGCCCCGUGCGCAUGGCCUUAGACCGCAAGGUGGACACAGCCUUAGUGGGCGGGUGGCACGAGGCGCGUGCCCGGUACAACGUGGGGUUUGACGGCACGGGGCGCGUGCAUGCACUGCGCGUGCGGGCGGUGCUGAACGGCGGCAGCAGUGCCAGCACGAGCUGCUGGCUGGCAGCCAACUACGGGCCCGCGCUGGCGCAGUACGCAUGGGGGGCACUGGAGAUCGACUUCAAAGUGGUCAGGUGCGGUGGUGGGGGAGGGUGUGGUGGAGAUGGGAGGAUGGGGGGUUGUGUGGAAGAGGCGAAGGGAGGGGGUGGCGAUAGGAGGGAUUGGGAGGAGAUGGGUGGGAGGCUGAGCCUUUCAUGCUUUUCCGCACUCUCCCUACCUGCCCUUGCCGCCCUUCACGAUGGAUCUGCCCACGUGCAGCACAGUGAGGGCGCCAGGCGAGGUGCAGGCCGUGCCGUGCUAGUGGUGGAGAGCGUCUUGGAGCGGGCAGCCACCUCUCGUGCCGUGCUCUCCCUCACCUCACCCCCCCUCCCUCACCGCACUUCCCCGCCUCUGCCGACGUUCAGGACGGAUCUACCGACGCGCAGCCCAGUGAGGGCGCAAGGCGAGGUGCAGGCAGUGGUGGUGGCAGAGAGUGUGAUGGACCACGUCGCUGCUGCCCUGGGGCUGCCCCCCCUGCUCGUGCGUGAACAUAACCUUAUCACCACCCACGCUCUCCCGCCCUCACUCUACCACGUGCCGCUGCUCGCCAAGCCUGCAUGCGUGACGGUGUUUGGUGACGGGUCGGUGGUGGUGGAGGCGGGCGGCGUGGAGAUGGGGCAUGGGCUCUCCACCAAGCUGCGCCAGGCGGCUGCCCUUGGCCUCAACGCCCUCUGGACCACCACUGCUACCGGCACAGCAGAUGCUGGUAUCAGCAGAGAAGAUGACGUGGCGGUGGAGGAGGGUGACGUGGCGAGGUGGGAAGAGGUGGCAGCGCAGGCCAAGGCCAUGGAGCUCACGCUCUCAGCGCAGGUGCACUUUCAGCCCGACCCCUCGCACACCUCCUACUUCACCUUUGGUGCCGCCGUCUCAGAGGUGGAGGUGGACGUGCUGACAGGGGCAGUGGCAAUGCUGCAUGCUGACAUACACUGUGACUGUGCGCGCAGCCUCAACCCGGCUGUCGACAUUGGACAGGUAGGCGCUGGAGGGGGCGUUCGUGCAGGGGCAGGGCUACUUCAUUUUGGAAGAGGUGCAGUUUGUUCCGUUGUCUCCCUCGCGCUCGCGCUCGCCCUCUUUCCCUCUUGCCCAUACCCUCGCCAGGUGGAGGGGGCAUUCGUGCAGGGGCAGGAAUUCUUCACCACGGAAGAGGUGCUGGUGGACGAAGCUACCGGGAAGCUGCUCUCAGACGGCACGUGGGCGUACAAGGUGCCAUCAUUCGACACCGUGCCCCGUCAGCUCAACGUCUCCCUCCUGCAUGGGACAGGCAACAAGCAAGGCGUGCUCUCCUCCAAAUCAUCUGGCGAGCCCCCGCUGCUGCUCGCUGUCUCCAUCCACUCUGCCAUCCGCCACGCCAUUGCCGCUGCUCGCCACCAGUUGGCCCACCCAAGCACGCAAGCAGGAAGUGCAACUGGCGGGGUCCGGGGCGAGUUUGUGUGGCUGGACUCGCCCGCCACCAUGCCUGUGGUGCAUCGUGCGUGUGGGUCGCACCUGGUGGAGGCUUAUCUGGAGAAGCAGCUCGCUGCGUCUGCUGCUGCUGUUAUUGAUGCUGCUGACGGCGCUGGUGCUAAAAUCAGUGAAGCUGGUGCUUUUCGGGAUACUUAG
Messenger RNA from Closterium sp. Naga37s-1, 5205 nucleotides. Lineage: Eukaryota; Viridiplantae; Streptophyta; Zygnematophyceae; Desmidiales; Closteriaceae. The record is from the annotation of a GenBank genome assembly.